UGUGCGCCGUACUUGAUGCGAGUUACCUACGCUUAAUGUCGGCCAUUUAAUGAUCACAAGUGUCUUGUUCGUAAAUGUAUAUAUAUUUAUUUAUUUUUUGCAAUUUUGUGACAGGACUGUUUCGAGAGUGAGUGACCGACAGGUGCCUUUGCCUCAAUUUUCAAACCGCUCGUGAAGGCAGUAGAUUUUAAGUAUUUCAAUUUUAAGCAUCCACAAAGCCUCCUUGAUACUUAAGUACAACACAAACUGGGGAACAACAAAGUUUUAUUUAUGUAUUUAUUUAUUUUUAUGUGUGCUUACAAAUAUAGUUGGGAGAUCGAGAUCCAGUGGGCGUGGUGCACCACAGAUGCCAGAGAGGGGCAGAUACCAACCUAGGGGUGAUGCAUACGCAGAUUACAAGAGCAAGGACAAGGAUUCCUCUCACAGGGCAGAGCAGAUUGAUAAGUAUGACAGCAGAGAUCACAAAGAAAAACCCAGAGUCGCUGGCGAGAGAGGCUCUGCUGGUGACAGGAGGCCUAAACAGAGGGACGUGACAAGUGCACCUCAACCUGCUUUCAGAGACCACCAUCAUGAAGGACCCUCCACACUGUAUGGACAGCCGUCAGUGUAUUACUCUGACGAUGAAAAUUAUGAACAACGACCCAGACAAGAUCUUUACAAUCUGCGAUACAUCCUCACCAGCCGAGGUCUUUGCCAGCUAAUGGAGGUGUUUGUCAAUCUUCUGCUUAUUAUCUGCGCUGGCGUGCCUCACAGCAACAAUGGCGGUUAUCGUGACCUGGCCAGCCUGGGCGGCAUCUACCACUAUCACUUUGGCGGAGCCGGUGCCUUCCAAGGUGCCGAAGCAGAACGCGUGAAGGAGCUAGACCAAUUGUUCAAUGAGCUCAAGAGGCCUCCGUAUGCCUUCGCCAUGGCGUGCGCCGGCAUAGUCAUGAUCUACGCUCUGGCCAUGCUCGCCCUGGGAAUUUUCCGAGUGCCUUACCGCAACCCGCCCGUGCUCCUGGUCGAAACUCUGAUCAACCUUCUUGUUGGUUUGGGCUACAUUGUUGCUCUGGCCUUCUUCUUUAUCAAACUGCAGGAAAACUACAACAACCCCAUCUGCCAGGAGAGGGAGCGCAUGUACAAGAGCAAAGGUCACAAGGGCUUCGAGUGCCAGUUUCACGGUGCGGACAUCGCCGCGGGUCUCUUCGGCGUGCUGGGCGUCUUUGUCUUCAUCUUCGGGGCCGUGUUGGCCAUCAGAGCUUUCCGCACUGUGCGAGAAAUGAAGAAGCAAAAGACAAAUGUGGAUGAUCGCUUUUGAGGACAGUUAGAGCAAAACUUACUGUAUCGUAAUAAACAGAGUCUCACUGGUUGUAUUGAAUCAGUGAAACUUUUACACACUUUUGUGUUUGCUCUCCUUGCUCGCAUGAAAUAGGGACAAAGUAGUAGUAGUAGUAGAAAAUAACCUUCAAAAAAGAGGCUCAAGCUGUUCAUUGUCACUCUCAGCUCAAGGUUACUGUCAACCUAAAUAUAAAACAAAGAGGAAGUACAUGUUGUGGAUUUAAAAGAACCAUAAAAACAGCUGUAUCUCAAUGCUGUCAUACAAUGGGAAACUCUAUUGGCAUACGGGCUCAGUUAGCAUUUGUGGCAGUGUUGCUAUCCUGCAAGCAAAGAAUAUCUAAACACAAGAGUUGCAGUAACCGAUGCAGGUAGAUAAUAUAAUAAUACUCACAGGCAUGUAUUCUUUAUCCUCUGUGAAGAACAAUCAUUAUUAUUAUUGCCAUCCUGAGAGGCCAAGGGAAGUGCUGAGCCUUCAAUACAGUACUAAAUAUCUGUAUGCCCAUUUUAUACUACCCCUAGUUGAUAUGUGAUACAAUCAUCCUGUUUUAAGUUAUGAGCAUGGUCGCGGAAUGAAUUAAUUUUGGAUUUAAAGGCAACACUGUAAUUUCCUGGCACACAUAAUGGCGGCAAAUCAAUCUUUUUAUAUUAGUUUUGCCUUGAGCACAACAGCAAAAUGCUGUAGUCUGUCAGUCUAUUUUGGGCUUUUUAUUUGUUGUAUUUUUGUAUUCCAUUUACAUACAAGUGUAUUGUGUACAUCUGUGUCUAUAUUAAACAACUUUGAACCUAGAAAUGUUCACAGUGGUCUGUCAUUUUAUUUUGGGCUUUU
This is a messenger RNA of Hippocampus comes (tiger tail seahorse), 2143 nucleotides long. RefSeq names its product MARVEL domain containing 3 (gene marveld3). The record is from RefSeq and is a predicted model, not a curated record. Gene Ontology annotation, cellular component: membrane. NCBI's taxonomy places the organism in Eukaryota, Metazoa, Chordata, Actinopteri, Syngnathiformes, Syngnathidae. The coding region runs from base 347 to 1297 and encodes 316 amino acids. The transcript has 4 exons.